GUAGAUGCACAGGAGUCGCCUCUCGUAGCACCAACCGAAUCUACUUCCACUCUCUUGCGCUCGCUCCAGGUUGUUUUUCUUUGUUUGCUUGCUCAGAAAACAGUAUGAAAUGGAAAAAUUUUCUUUUUCCUUUUUUGUGAGUGAAGAUUGGGGAAAAAAAAUGACUUUUCAAUUUUACACUGAUCUUUUUGUCUUUGCAUAUUGCGAUUUCUUUGGUUUCUUUUUGAGUGAUCGUUAAUGAAAAGCAUACCAAUUUUGGAUUGUUUUGUUUUCCUACCAUUUCUAGGAAUGCGAGGCACAGCUUUUUAGGCUUAAUUAUCAUUAUUAUUAUUAUUAUUAUUAUUUCUUAAUGGAUUCUGAGGUUCAAAAGAACCUUAGGGUUUUGGGAAGAUAGAAAUUUUGGUUGUUUUUUCUAAAUAUCCUUCAGCAUAGUAGGAUAGAAGUAAUGGGUUCAGAGUAUGAAGAAAGCAGAGAUAUAAUCAGCAACCUACCAGAUGAACUUCUUUGUCAUAUCCUUUCGUUUCUUCCCACCAAAUUUGCUGUGGGAACUAGUAUCCUAUCAAAAAGAUGGAGGUACCUUUGGGCUUCUGUCCCUAUUCUUGAUUUUGAUGAUGAGUUAUGGCUGAAUCCAAGUACGCUUGUUGAACUUGAAGAAAGAAUAAUUAUGUUUCAGAAUUUUGUGGAUGGAGUAUUGCGUCAUAGCGAGGUCUCAUGUAUUAAAAAGUUCCGACUCGGUUACCGUGAUAACAAUCUGGACAGUGUUUAUUCCUGGAUCUGCAUUGCACUUGAGCGCCGCGUUCAAGAGCUUGAUCUCCACUUACUUAUAGACUGGGGGGUUGAAUUGCCACCUAUGUUUUUCAUUUGCAAAACAUUAGUGGUUGUGAAACUGUCGUGUGCACUUUUUCUUGAUAUUCCAACUACAGUUUGGCUUCCAAGUCUCAAGGCUCUCCAUCUUAAGUCAGUUGAAUAUUCAGAUGAUGACUCAAUCCAGAAGCUUCUAUCUGGCUGCCCAGUUCUGGAAGAACUAGUCAUAGAGAGAGAAGAACGGGAUAAUCAGUGGGUUGUUAAUGUUUCCAAUCCCUCAUUGAAAAUUUUGCGCAUAUUUUUUUUCACAGAUGGAUUUGCACACCCAUAUGAACAAGAAGAUCAGGACUAUAAAGUUGUGGUUGAUGCCCCAAAUCUUGAAUACCUUAGUAUCACAGAUUACUUGUCAAAGGACUAUUUUGUGAAAGAUUUACCUUCCUUGGUUAAAGCAUUUAUUGAUGUUGAACAAGAUAGUGAAGAAUUUGAAGAAAGUCCACAUAAUGGUGGCAUAUCAUAUCAUGGUCCUAUUUAUGAGCUUCUUGGAAGGAUCUCAAAUGUGAAGUGUCUAUCACUAACUGGCGUAACUUUAGAUUCACUGAGUGGCACUAUUGGUGAUUAUAAGCUCCCUACAUUUCAUAAUAUGACCUGCUUGGAGUUCUUGUUUAUUGGCGGCUUCAACUGGGACUUCUUGCCCAACUUUCUUCAUAGCUCACCUAAUCUUGAAGCUCUUGUCAUUGAAACUGGUUAUACAAAUGAACUUAUACCUGAAGGUUGGCUCAUGCCGCUUCAAGUGCCUGCCUGUUUAGUAUUGCAUCUCAAGGAAAUUGAAAUUAGGAGGAUUGUUGGUGAGGACUAUGAGCUUGAAGCAGUAGAGUACCUAUUGAAAAAGGCAGAAGUUUUGCAGCAGAUGACAAUAGAUUGUCAUGAGUCGUCCAUGGACCAAGAGUUUUGUGUUUGCAAGAAAUUAUUAGGACUUCCUAGGGGCACACGAAGCUGUCAGCUUACAAUUCUUUGCAGUUGUGGAGACACUCCUUGUUGCUAAGAAUGCCAAUUUGUAACUUGUCUUUUCUUCUUCUUCUUCUUCUUUUUUUUUUUUUUU
Molecule: messenger RNA, 1903 nt
Organism: Vitis vinifera (wine grape)
Lineage: Eukaryota; Viridiplantae; Streptophyta; Magnoliopsida; Vitales; Vitaceae
Product: F-box/LRR-repeat protein At4g14103
Exons: 3
Coding region: 446-1846 (466 amino acids)
Molecular function (GO): protein binding
Source: RefSeq, a predicted model, not a curated record